CAUGCUUACACUUUCACACACACCCUGCUGAGUAUCUUUCACCGCAUGACAACGAGAGAAAAUAUGAUGGCAGAAUUUGCCUUGUCGCCAGAGGUUGAGGCGUCGGGACCGAACACGUCGGCGAUAACGUCGGCGGUGACUUUUCAGCAUCAUUGUACCUCCGAGUCCCAGUCCUCCCCUCAGUCUGCGUCUUCCAAUGGGAUGAAGAAGAAGCUGAAGAGGAACAGAAUCAUUUUGAGUUGUCAACCUUGUCAUCGACGAAAGCAGCAAUGCGAUCGGGGUCAACCAUGUCAACGAUGUGUCGACAGAGGAACGAAGCACCUUUGUGCAUACGAACAACCCAAAGAACUUAGGAAACGAAAGCAUGUUACGGACAGCACUUUAGAUCAUAGAACCAUGGAGGUCAAGCUGCAGCUUGAAGACAAGCCCGCCACAAACGGGAUGUCUGAAGAGCUCACCGAGCGUAUCAAUCAACUCGAGGGAUUCGUCUCAAACACACUGAGUAAUCUGGACCCUACAGCUCUAGCGGGAUUAGAUGCAUUGAUGCAUUUAUUGCAAGCCGGAAAUUCUACUUCAUCGCCGGCAGCACCUCCCGUCUGCAGGUCUGUCGCCCCGGUCUCACCCACUCCGACGAUACCUGAGACAGUCACGAAAUUUGGGGCGAUGUCCCCCGACGACAUUCCUCCAGUUGCCGUAAUGGAUGAGUCUCCUCUUCUUCAUCCACACCCCUUUUCCCAGAUGGCAGAGGUACUACAACAGGCCACUCGGGGUGGGAAGACUUGCAAGAUCGCAGAGUUGUCCACCUUCUUUCCAAAUCUCGAGAUCACGGAUUUUCUCCUUUCCUACUUCUUCGAUGAAUCAUCUGUGCAAUGGUUGUGGCCAGUGAUCCAUCGGCCGUGUUUUCAGAACUUCUAUCUCACCUUCUCUUCUGGACCAAUACCACCGAGCAUCGAAUUCACUGCCCUGUUGGCGAUCACAUGCGCAACUGCAUUGCAAUUUCUUCCCGAAAGUGACAAGGACUCUAUAAUAUUCGCAGAUUAUGAACACGGGCGGCAUAUCUUACAACAAAGGAUGUACGAGUUUGCUCGCAACGUCUUGUUAGCCACGCCUCAGCCUCCUUUGUCUUCACUUGAACGUAUUCAAGCCUUGACUGUAUUUGCUUUGUACCAGUGGAAUGAAGGCAAUGCAGCGGAGUGCUACUACGUCGUUGGCCAGGCAAUUCGGAUGGCCCAUACCCUUGCCAUGAACCGUGACGGGGAGACAACUUGGUGCAUGAGGCCUCAAGAUGCUGAAAUUAGAAGGAGGAUCUGGUGGACAUUAUUCAUCCUUGACCGAUACCAAUGUACUUUAUACGGGCGUCCUUACAUUAUUCAAGAGCAGCACUGUGAUGUUACUUUGCCUAUGAACCUUGAUCAAGUCGAUUUGCGAGACGUGUCAGAGUUGGUACCGAAAGCUCUAGAUGAGCCAACAGAUUCUUUAUUCUUUCUGCUUUCCAGUCGAUAUGCGCAGCUUCUUGGCAGGAUGUGGGACAAAUGCAGCAGCGUCAGCAAGCCGACUUAUCGUACUAUAUUGGACAUCGAGGACGAAAUCCGCCAGUUUGAACUGGACAUUCCUGCCUCCUUUCGGUACCAAUCAAGUCAAGUUGCAUCUGCCCAUCCUUAUCUCACCUUUCAGAAUCAUAUGCUGACAAUGGGUAUUUUCCAUGCCCGCGCCGUCCUUAUGCGUCCAUUUUUACUCCUCCGUUCGGUCAAGGAUGGGCUAGAACCCAGUACGGAAGAGGAACGCAGAGUUUUCAUGUUUCAUCGACAUGCUAGGACUAUCUGUCUCAUUUUCUGCAAACGUGUAAUGGCCAUGCUGCAACUUAUUCAAAAUCAAGUUCCUCGCGCCCAUAUACGAUGGUCGGCUCUUGCGCAUCUUGUUUUCGAUUCUGCAUGUAAGCUCUGUCUUGCUUUUAUAUGCUUCCUUGUGAUUGAUUCAUACCCAGUAAUGAUGGGGCUGGCCAUAAUCAUGGAUCCUCACAACCCGGAAAAUGAAGAAAUCGAAGAGUGGAUCGCUUUUUCUCAAGUACUACUGAAGGACAUGGGCACUUACAACAAGCUCGCCAAAAUGGCUCUACAGCACUUGCACAUCAUUCGAAGCCGGACGAGACUUGUAUUCACCAUGGCCUGGGAGAAGGACACAGCUGCGACGCCUCCAGAGCCGUCUUUGCAACACAUUGCGCGAGCAACGCGAAUCCUAUCCCAGCUUCAGCCGUGCAUUGGAGAUCUGCUCGGACAUCGACUUGCAUUAGAUGGCUUCUGGUCCGGUAUGCGUGCAGGGGUUUUCACGAGCAAUUUCCCAUCUCUUGAGUCUUUGAGCGGGCCUUCGAACCCGGAAGCACUGGAGUGGUUCUUAGAUAACUGUUGUACAAUCCAGUUGAGGUUCCCGAGCGUUUGCACAGAGUAGAUUUUCUUGCGUAGACUAAGUAUGCGGUAGCCAUAGUAUUUGGUUUUCAUCGCCCGUUACUGGAGAUGGUUUGAUGGACGGUAUGUGUAUGUGUUACUUGUAAUAUCCAACGACUGUAUCUGUACUGGUAUUUGCGGCGUCGACGAUAUUCUGUAUUAUCCUCACAGUUUGCUCG
Heterobasidion irregulare TC 32-1 is the source of this 2620-nucleotide messenger RNA. RefSeq lists its product as uncharacterized. Gene Ontology annotation, molecular function: DNA binding; zinc ion binding; DNA-binding transcription factor activity, RNA polymerase II-specific. The coding region runs from base 46 to 2445 and encodes 799 amino acids. Gene Ontology annotation, biological process: DNA-templated transcription; regulation of DNA-templated transcription. The transcript has 15 exons. The record is from RefSeq and is a predicted model, not a curated record. Lineage: Eukaryota; Fungi; Basidiomycota; Agaricomycetes; Russulales; Bondarzewiaceae.